GGAGUAGACUACUGUAUCCGCAAAGUAUCAUGGUUUUCUCAUCCGAAUAGGGAGUAUUAGUUGUACAUUAUGCUUGUGGUAACAUGAAACAUAUACUUGAAUUAUUAUAUGAAGGGUAAUGUUAUGCAUCUCCACCCAAAGACUCGUUUCUGAUUCUGAACUUUCAUUUGAAAAGGUGCACUUUAUCCUGUAUGUGCAGAAGGGGAAUUUUUGAAGUGAGUUUUUGAUGGCGUAUAAUGUAAACGACAAAUCUGCCUUUUGAAGCGGUUUUUUGAGUAAGUUUUUGAUGGGGUGUAAUGUAGUCUUAGAGUUUAAAUUGUGGUGCAGAAUGGAUUUUGACACCCAUUAUUAUCAAAGAUUUAUCGUUUGCUGCCCAUUGAUAUCCUCUCUUUGGCUUCUAUAUCUUUGAUUGGAACUACAGUUGGGUUUGUUGUUGCUGCGUUUCUGUGUGAUCUGGGCGACUAGGUUUGCUCUUAGGUUUUGGUGGUUGGGCAUCUGACUGUCUUUUGAUUGAUUGAUUACCCUUGUUUCUUACUGAUUGUCUCUUUUGGUUGUUGAUGGUAAAUCGAAUUUUGGUAUUGGAAUGCAACAAUGUAUGAUUUUGCAGUAUCUCUUUUGUUAUCUAGUAAAUGGAUAUCAUCAUACUAGUGCUAAACUAUUACCGAUUCUUGUGGUUGAUUAUGUUUCGGAUUGGUUGAGAAUUGAAAAACUUUCAUUGUAGAUUGAUUGUUUUACUCUUUUGCUUGGGUUGCAUUGCUGUUUAUUUGGUUUGUAAAUAUUAUCAUAUAUUCGUAUGAGUGAACAUUGUGUAUAAUCAAGAAUCAAUCCCUUAGUUUAUUUCUUCAAUUUAUGAUCAUUGGAAAGUGUUGCUGAUCAUUGAUUUUCUGUGUUGCACUUUCUCAUUGCAUAAAUUGCAUCCAUGAACUCUUCCCAAGUUGUUGGUGAUUAGUUACACCUGUGUUAAGAUAACCAUGCAAUAUACCUGCCCUGCUUAGCUUCCUUCAUUCUCUCUAUUUUGUUCUAUUACCUGUUUAUACAAAAGUCCGAAUCCAAGCACUUUCAACUCUCAGGUAGAUGGAUUAUCCUUUAUCCUGAUAAGAGUUAUACUUAUGCGCAAACAAAUUAUCAGGAAAUAGUUGAAAAUGGGAUGGUACUCAAUUGUGAUAUUGCAUAAUAUAGCUAAGAGUACUAAAAGUGAAAUAGUUAAAGAUGCUGUUGUGAACCUCUCUCUGCAUUUGAAACAAAAUUAGUUGAUAUGUUUCCCGCUCUAUGCUAUGUACUUGAAGGAUGAAUUCUACUUUUGAAUUUUAUUAGUAUUAUUAGAUACUAUAUCAAUUAUGUGGCGGUUGAUGUUAUAUCUAAUUUUGGUAUUGGAAUACAACAAUGUAUGACUUUGUAGUAUCUCUUUUAUCAUGGAGUAAGUGGAUAUCAUCAUAUUAGUGUCGAAUUGUUAUUAUUCUUUGGUUGAUUAUGUUUCAGACUGGUUGAGAAGUGAAGAAAUUUUCAUUGUAGAUUGAUCGUUUUACUCUUCUGCUUGGGUUGCAUUGCUGUUACUUAGUGUGUAGUUGUUUGUUCUAACUGCCUUUUGUACAAUACUAAUAUUUGUGUGUGUGGGCGGAGUAGAUUAUUCAUGAUCCGCAAAGUAUCAUAGUUUUCACCUCCGAAGAGGGAGUAUUAGUUGUACAUUGUGCUUGUGGUAACCUGAAACAUUUACUUGAAUAAUCAUAGGCAUCUGAAUGUCUUUGGUUUAUUGAUUACCCUUAUUUUCUAUUUUUUUAAAUUUCCUUGAAUACUCUACUACUUGAUAUUUGGGGGGGUAUAGAUGCUUAUAUUGGUUGAUGUUUUGUGUAAAACAAUGUCUUAGUAGUAUGUCAAGUUGUGUCUCUCUUUCAUUAAUGCUGAUUCAAUUUCGUUUGAAUGGAAAUCUUUCUCCAUUGAUUGUAUGGCUCUGUUUCGGAUCUUUGAUAUCAAUUUGGCUGAGAAGUUAAGAAACUAUGGGUUUUUCCUCAUAAAAGAAAUACAGGUUUGAUGUUGAUGGUAUGCAGAGUUUUGUUGAUAAAAUUUCGGAGUAAUAUGGUGCAAGUUCUGAAUUCUGUGGGACCAGGCUUCGUUCUUUUGACUCGUUUUCCCUUAUCCGAGUUUAUUUAAGUUUAUUACUUGUACGAAGUAUUAAUUAUAGAUGCGAGUAGUUAAUAGUUGUGUAAACUUUAUAUUAGUUUACAUAAUAUGUAUUUUUAAUACAGAGUAAUGUUUAGGAUAAUAUUACGAAUUACAUGUAUUAUCUUAGGAAAUAGUCUGUAUUAGAUUCCUUGUAGAAUUAGAACUUUAGAUGAGUGCCUUGCUUACCAAGUUGUUGUACCUUAUAUAUUCAGCCUUAGUGACCAUCAUUCAAUUCAACUCAAUUUUCUGAAGGCUUUCAAGUAAAAUAAAAAAUAAAAUAAUAAUAUUAAAGAUGGUUAUUUGCGAAGAAAAUAACACCAGAGCUAUGGACGACAACAAUCUUGCUGAUAGCAUAGAACCAUUGAAUUUCAGUAAGAAGAAAAAGAAGAAGAGAGUUGCCAAGUCGGAGAACGCGAUAGAUGGCAAUGACAAGGAAGAAGUCAUCAGAAGUGAUGAGCAGUCGCAGCAACCUUCCCAGGAGGGGACAGACAACGACGGAGAUUAUCAGUAUGAAGAGCUGUUACAAAGAAUUUACUCAGGCGGGUUUAGUGAAGGCAGGCAGAAGACAGUUAUGAAGCUGCCAGUCCCACUGGUGGCGCGUCAAGGUUCCAAAAAGACAGUUCAUGUCAAUUUCAUGGAUUUCUGCAAGAUUAUGCACAGGGAUCCGAAACACCUUGCAAGUUUUAUGGAGAUGGAACUGGCUACAACUCUGUCUUUGGAUGAUAAACAGAGGUUGGUGGUUAAUGGAAGGUUUGCUCCGAAACACUUUGAAGUGUUACUGAGAAAAUAUGCCAUGGAUUAUGUUAUCUGUCAUGGUUGCAAGAGUUCUGACACAAAUUUUUCGAAAGAAAAUCGUAUCAUGUUUCUCAGAUGCGAGCAGUGUGGUUCUGCGCGAUCAGUUCUUCCUGUCAAACUACCGAUGUUUCAUGCUUGCACAGGUCGUAAAAAGGUUGGGGCAUGAGUUAAAUUAGCCACAAUUAUUUCAGUUCAAAUCUCUUAUUUAUAGGAAAUUUUAUACAGGAGUUUUAUCUUUUGAAAAUAAUAUAAAAUUUUCCUUGCGUCUUUUAUAAAUAUUUGAUGGUUUUAUUUAUUUAUUUAUUUAUUUUUAUUAAUCUCUGAUAUCAUGUAGAUUCAAACGUUUUACAUAUAAAUUUUUUAGGAUAGUGCAAGAAUCAAAAGCUAUACACCAUAUCUAGAUUAAGGGCGUGUUCUAUUUACUAGGUUUUACUUAAUUAAACUAAUUAGUCCUUAUGAUAUCUUAUAGGCCUAAUGUCUAAGCAAAAUGCUUAUUCCAAUCU
Molecule: messenger RNA, 3458 nt
Organism: Chenopodium quinoa (quinoa)
Lineage: Eukaryota; Viridiplantae; Streptophyta; Magnoliopsida; Caryophyllales; Amaranthaceae
Product: eukaryotic translation initiation factor 2 subunit beta-like
Exons: 1
Coding region: 2453-3121 (222 amino acids)
Biological process (GO): formation of translation preinitiation complex; formation of cytoplasmic translation initiation complex; translational initiation
Cellular component (GO): eukaryotic translation initiation factor 2 complex
Molecular function (GO): mRNA binding; translation initiation factor activity; translation initiation factor binding
Source: RefSeq, a predicted model, not a curated record